This is a messenger RNA of Puma concolor (puma), 2028 nucleotides long. NCBI's taxonomy places the organism in Eukaryota, Metazoa, Chordata, Mammalia, Carnivora, Felidae. The record is from RefSeq and is a predicted model, not a curated record.
AUGGUACCCCCGGGGAAGAAACCAGCCGGAGAGGCCUCCAACUCCAACAAAAAAUGCAAGCGUUACUUUAACGAGCACUGGAAAGAGGAGUUCCCCUGGCUGGACUUCGACUACGAGCGGAAGCUGAUGUUUUGUCUCGAGUGCCGCCAGGCCCUGGUGCGGAACAAGCACGGCAAAGCCGAGAACGCCUUCACCGUGGGCACCGACAACUUCCAGCGCCACGCCCUGCUGCGCCACGUGACCUCGGGGGCUCACCGCCAGGCUCUGGCUGUCAACCGGGGCCAGCCCACUUUUGAGGGCCAAGCUGAGGGAGGAGGGGCCUACCCAGACCUGGCCACCACCCCCACCCCCACGGGCGUCAAGGUGGAGGUGGACCCGGCCAAAGUGGCGGUGCUGACCACGGUGUACUGCAUGGCCAAGGAGGACGUGCCCGACGACCGCUGCUCUGCCCUGCUUGAGCUGCAGAGGUUCAACCUGUGCCAGGCGCUGCUGGGCACGGAGCAUGGCGAUUACUACAGCCCCAGGAGGGUGAGGGACAUGCAGGUGGCCAUUGCCAGUGUCUUGCACACAGAGGCCUGCCAGCGCCUGAAGGCAUCCCCAUAUGUGGGGCUGGUGUUGGACGAGACCAGGGACUGGCCCGAGUCCCACAGUCUGGCCUUGUUUGCCACUUCGGUGUCCCCCUGUGAUGGCCAGCCUGCUACCACCUUCCUGGGCAGUGUGGAGCUACAGGAGGGUGAGGCCACCGCUGGCCAACUCCUGGACAUCCUGCAGGCCUUCGGCGUGUCUGCACCCAAGCUGGCCUGGCUCAGCUCGAGCCUCCCCAGUGACCGCCUUGGGCGUGUGGGCCCACAACUCCGGGCCGCCUGCCCGCUGCUCACCGAACUACACUGCCUCCCUGGCCGGACAGAUCCCGAGCCCCCUGCCUACCUAAGCGAAUAUGAAAGUGUGCUGGAUGCCCUAUUCCGCCUCCAUGGUGGCCCCAGUUCUCACAUGGUCCCUGAGCUGCGGGCAGCACUGGACCUUGCAGCUAUUGACUUGGCAGGACCGCGGCCAGUGCCCUGGGCCUCCUUGCUGCCUAUCGUGGAAGCAGUGGCUGAGGCUUGGCCUUGCCUGGUGCCCACACUGGAGGCCUCUGCUCCAGCCUCCCCUACAGCCAGGGCACUGGCCCUCGCCCUGCGUCAGUUCACCUUCGUGGCCUUCACCCACCUGCUGCUGGACACUCUGCCAUCCAUGCAGAAGCUCACCCUUGUCCUGCAGCCUGAAGAGCCGGACUUGGCCUUGUUGCAACCCCUGGUGAUGGCAGCCGCAGCCUCCCUCCAAGCCCUGCGCAGCUCGGGUGGGGCGCGCCUCCAGGGCUUCCUGCAGGAGUUGGCGUCCUCCAGCUCUGACUUGGGCGGUGGGCGCUGCACCUACCGCGGCGUGGAGCUGGUCGGCUACUCCGAGGCUGCGUUGCGGGGCUUGCAGCGGCUGCGGGGGGCCUUCCUAGACUCCAUGCGGCGGGGGCUGCGGGACUCCUACCCCGGGCCCUCGCUGGACGCCGUGGCCGCCUUCGCGGCGAUCUUCGACUCGCGCGGCUACCCGCAGGCCCCCGAGGAGCUGGGCGCGCACGGCGAGGGGGCACUGCGGGUGCUGCUGCGCGCCUUCGCCCCGGCCGUGGUGCGCCAGAGGGCGCUGGGCGACUUCGCGCUCUUCAAGCGCGUGGUGUGCAGCCUCGGGCGGCUGGGCCCGCGGGCCUUGUGCGCCAAGCUGGCCUGCGCGCGCUCCGAGCUGCACGAGCUCUUCCCGGACUUCGCCGCCCUUGCCGCCCUGGCCUUGGCGCUGCCCGCGGGCGCCGGCCUCCUGGACAAGGUGGGCCGCAGCCGGGAGCUGCGGUGGUGGGGGCAGAGCGGGGCAGGGGCAGGCCGGGGCGGCCCGGCGGUGAAGAUCGCCGUGGAUGGGCCCCCGCUGCACGAGUUUGACUUUGCACUCGCCGUGGAGUUCUUGGAGAGUGGGUGGGCGGAGGGGCUCCUGGGGUCACAGCUCACGUGA